CCUGUCGUUUCAACUGCAAAUGCGACGGAAGUAUAACCUGUCCCGAUGUCAUUCGUUCAACGAAUCGGAUGAUUAUCUAGAGCCAAAGAAAAGACGUUUUCACCCGUUACGAGGACUGCGAAAAAUCUUCAGGCGAAAAAGCCGAGGCGCCGCCGAUCUCAAUGCAACUUCAUGCAGCAACGCCGAUGGCAACGAUCACGUCCUCUCUUCUCGUGAUCGCGAAGAAGUUACUUUGAGACACCCGGCUGGACGCCCCGAAGAAUCCCGCAGUCGAAGCGCCAGCGAACUUCUAACGGACCCUUGCGACAGAGAAAGUACUACCGCCGAAUCCAACGACUACUGGCCAAGAAAAUACAGAUCCGUCGUAGUAUCUUUGAACCGUUACGAGCGGAACGAAACCGUUUUCCUGCGACGGAGCGGAGUCGGCGAGGCGUUCGCAAAACUUCGAGGAGGACCCGGUCAGCUAUCCGUAUCUCACGACAGCGUUUUUCCAGGCGAAGUGCCGCAAACUCGUCCGCUCUCUUCGGUGGAUCCGCUAGCCACCCUGGAGCGAAGACCGUCAAAAAUCAGCGAAACUGAAGGCAAAGAAACGUCGUCUCUAGUUACCCAGAAACACCGGAUAUCCCUUCAGGUGUUGGAGCAAAUAAAGACCGUCAUAGAAAGCAGAAACCAGGUCUCAUCCAGCGACAGUACAAUUCUACAAUUUUUAUUACAGAACCGGAGCUCGAGUAGCAACGUCUAUUAUGUUGAAGAGACGCAAACGAAGUCGACCACGACAAAAUCCACGACCGAACAUGUAACCCAAACUAUAAGGUCACAGACGAAAGAAGAUUUACCGGAGCUUGAAAGCGAGCCCUUGAACCACACGGCGGCGAUGCACCGAAUAAACGUGAGGCCAAAGAACCGCCGUUUGCCUCGACGAGUAGCGUCGCAGAAAAUCGGACCAUCGUCAAACAUCCCGACGAUAUCCGAGGGUUCGGACACCUUGGACAGCCUGGAGACCCUGGGAAGCGUUACGGAUUCGCCGAUAGAAUCGCGGAACGUGACGGUGAUCAGAAAGUCGUCAAGCCGUCUGAGUAAGACGACGGAUAUAUUCGGUGAGCUCGAGGCGAAACUGAGCUCACCCGGAAGCGCGCUUUCGAAGUCGCCGGACAGCCUGGAGAACAACGGGACGAUUCUAUCCCUGCCUGUAGAGGAAAGCGGGCAGAUCGGAGAUAUGAUAAAACCUGUGACGAGGAAGCUGUCCAACCGGAUAUCGAAGGGCUCCGACAUAUUCGCCGAGCUCUCGUCGAAGCUGCCGAGGAGAAGAUCCUCGGUAAAUCGUCAGUCAAAGUCGCCGGACAGCCUCGACAACACCUGGUCGAAAUCGACGGACAGUUUCGAACGACUCGACGAGUCGAAGGAGCCGCGCAAACCGAUUCCGAUGAGGAGGACGCUCAAUCAACAAAUAUCGAAGUCGUCGGACAGGGUCUCAAAGUCCUCGGACAGCCUGGAGAACCUGGACAACCUCCCGGCGAACCUGAACACGGUUAACAGCGACGACUCGAUCGAGAGACGGCGGAACAGCUACGAGCUUAGGAACGUUCAGAGGUCGAGCAGGGCGAUGUCAAAGUCCUCGGAGAGCUUCGAGGUACUUGAGGAGGGCGAGAGGCGGUCCGAGGACGCGGAGGAGACGCAGCGGGGACUCGCCGGGUCGGCGGAGAGCCUCGACAAGACGGAUGAGGUAGCGCGGGAAAAAACCGAGGCGAAACGAUCGAGCUCGGACCUCGGAAAGCGGUGCUGGAGGCCCGGUAAACGGACCACCGUUUCGUCCGAGAGCUCGGACAAUAUUGAGCUCGAUGACGAGCUGGAGAACCGGAGGGCGAGGAGACCGUCGAAGAGGAUCGCGAGCACGAGUCUUGGCGACGCUGUUUUACCGGCUAACGAUGAUACGGAGAGGAAAUCGGCGCCGAUACAGACGAGAAAGAAUUCCAGAUUUCAAAAGUCUUCGGAGAGCUCCGAACUCGGCAGCACCGACACCCUCGACUCUGAUAAGAAGAACAAAUCCUCGACGAGCACCGAGACCCUCGAUAGUCUUGAGAAGGACGUCGAGCAAGACCCGAGGGAGGAGGAGGAGAUCACCGACACCGUUGUCGAGAAAAGGGAGACACGCGACGCGUGGGCAGGUCAAGUUCAGCAGACAGAUUCGAACGUCCUCGAAGUGGAGGAAACGAAAUCGCUUAUAUCAGAUAAAUCCUACUGGCGACAGUCUUCGGACGUUAAGGAGAACAUAGACAUACAUCAGCUGUUGGCGAUAACGAUCGUUCAACACAUCGCGGACAAUGGGAAUCAAAGAAACUCUGUAAUCUUUCCAAAGAAGAAAUUAUCCUCGCCUCCAACUUCGCCUGAGAAGCAGCAAGACGACAACAAAAUAAUGUUCAACAAUUUGCUUGCCAGCAAAAACGACGAGGAUUUGCAAAACAUGUUGAACGGAAAUAUUUCCGAAGUAUCUACCGACACUAAAAGCUUUAAAGAGAAACUAAUUAUGUUCGAAAAGCUUGGCAAAUGAGAGCUUACAAUAUGCAUUUCAUAAACUAUUAUAUCAAGCUGUAAUCGCUGCUGCCACUUCUGCUACUGCUUAUACGUAUGUAUGACAUGUACAUAAAUAAUUUUUAUCGAAUUUUCUCUACUUUCAUGUUCUCUUAUACGCAUAUCCUUCUCGAAUUCUUGGAUUUCGUUUUGGAUUUUAUACAUAAAGCUUGUUAUUUGAGAAAAUUACGUUGAUACUUUUCGUUUCACCUCUAUUCUUUAGUUCAUAUAUUUUAUGUAAGAAAAAUCAAUAAUAAUAUUAUUAUUAUUAUCAUUGUUAUUAUUAUUAUUAUUAUUAUUUGUACACAAUUAUUAUUGCGUGUGAAUUUUUGUAUACCUAAUGUAAAAAGAUGACGUUAUAUAAACCUAAUUAUUUAAA
Messenger RNA from Neodiprion fabricii, 2947 nucleotides. Its product is annotated as flocculation protein FLO11-like. NCBI's taxonomy places the organism in Eukaryota, Metazoa, Arthropoda, Insecta, Hymenoptera, Diprionidae. The record is from RefSeq and is a predicted model, not a curated record. The transcript has 10 exons. Bases 20 to 2548 code for a protein of 842 amino acids.